AUGGGCAACGUUUCUUCAGAUUCUAAUUACUCAGGUCCAGCAUCAGAAACAUUAUUCAACAGAUGGGAGGGAACCCCAAAUAUGAAUAACUUAGAAUCAGUAGCAGCAUGGAACCAAAGGUGCCCUACUAGAACUAGUUAUGAUGAUAACGUCGUGCCCUCAUCAGUAAUUGAAUGGCAAGGACUGCCAGAAGAACUGGUUAUGUUGAUUAUAGAUAAACUGUUGGAAACAGUUGACUAUGUCCGCUUUGCUGCUGUUUGCAAAGAAUGGUAUCGUCUGGCUAAAGACAAGCAUGCUCGGGACACAGAUAGCUGGUAUGGUCGCCGCCGUCCUCCCAUGCUCUUUCUCCCUCCUACCCCAACCGUAGACCUCCCUGUGCUGCUCAAUGUUUCUCGGAUGACACCGUACAAGAAUAUUUGGUUACAAGUUCUUCGUCUGAAAGUGGUUUGUCUCGAUCAAAUCGGUUAUAUAUUCUGUUGUAGCUCCAGCCAUGGUUGGUUGGCCAAAGUUGGUCUACAAGAUUUGUAUCGUCCAGACCCUGAGCUUGUAUGUCGUAUAGAACUCUUCAACUCUUUUCGGCAAGCAACAACUCAGAGGAUCCCUCCCUUUACCUUCAAACCUGAUCAUACUCAAGAUUGGCGCCUUAAAGCUCCUAGGGUUGUGUUGUCCUCUGAUCCAGCCUUGAAUCGUGGUAAUCUUUGGCUUCUAGUAUUCCUCACUAAUGGUAAUCAGCUUGCGUUCCACAUGAGAGGACAAGAUAGCUGCUCAUGCAGAAUUGUCAGAGGAAGAGGAUCAGAGUUUACUGAUGCUAUAUUUUAUAGAGGACGUUUCUAUGCAAUUGAUAACAGGCGUGGACUUAUUCUAGCAUUCGAUGUUGAAGAAGCCAACUGGCGUGCACUUAAGAUUGAUGGGUUCGAAAGUUCUUCAUAUCGCGCAUAUUUGGUGGAAUCCACAAAGGGAGAUCUACUGUGUCUGAAUAGAUUUGUGAAACCGUCGACGAAUCAAGCUAGGAUGAAGGAGACGAUGAGCUUCAAGGUCUACAAGUUGGAGCUGGACAACCAGUUGUCAACCACAGUGACUCAGGUUGAGGUCACAAACAUUGAUGAUCAGACUUUGUUUGUAGGUGACACUCCAUCAGUAUCUGUCGUGGCUUCAGACUUUGGUGGAUGUCGACCGAAUUCAAUUUACUUUACCGAUGAUUCGAUGACUUGUCCUAGAGUUAGUAUUGAAUUACUGCCUCAAUAUGAGCCGCAAGGUGUCAAAUACGAUGUUGGCAUCUUUAGUUUAGCAGAGCAAAGUAUUACGCCAUACAAUGGAAGACACUUCGGUCCUCCAUUUUGGAUUACGACACCCCCACCAUUUGAUCCAUUACCUGUAUCUACCUCAACAGGCUGGACAAGAGAUUGGACAAGAGAUCCCACAGGAUCAAACUCAUUAGAGUUGACAGCAGUAAGCAAGCAAGACAAGAGAAAAAGAAGCUUUAAGCAUUGGCUUAGUUGUUUCUCAACAAAAGAAUAA
Molecule: messenger RNA, 1518 nt
Organism: Fragaria vesca subsp. vesca
Lineage: Eukaryota; Viridiplantae; Streptophyta; Magnoliopsida; Rosales; Rosaceae
Product: putative F-box protein At1g65770-like
Exons: 1
Coding region: 1-1518 (505 amino acids)
Molecular function (GO): protein binding
Source: RefSeq, a predicted model, not a curated record